Messenger RNA from Exaiptasia diaphana, 1192 nucleotides. RefSeq lists its product as uncharacterized. The transcript is spliced from 2 exons. The record is from RefSeq and is a predicted model, not a curated record. The coding region runs from base 61 to 735 and encodes 224 amino acids. Lineage: Eukaryota; Metazoa; Cnidaria; Anthozoa; Actiniaria; Aiptasiidae.
ACUCAAAACUCACACGACAUCAGCCUAUUCGCUAGAGAAGAACCAACGACUAGAAAAGCCAUGGGAUUCCUGAUGAAAUCCUUUCUCGUGCUCUGCAUCGUGUGUUUCUGUCGAGGAGAUGACAUUCAUGCCGGUGAUUCGUUCACUUUAAAGAGACUUCACCUGACGGACGAGGYCGUGUUGGGAUUGCUAAGAAGAGUUGAAACCCUCGAAAGUGGACGAUCUAAUGUGUGCGCAGUACAAGGUUGGUGUGUCGUGUUCGACUUUGAAGCUGGCGUGACUGGAUGGACCACGAGUGGCAAAGCCUUCAAAAAUCAGCCAACAUGGGGAGAUAAUCCCACAGCCAGAAAAAGAGGACAGCCAUCAAACCACAGAGGAGAUUGGUGGAUUGGAUCCAAUGAAAAUCGUCCAAGUGAAGCCCAUAAGCCUGGAGCGGUACAAGGUGACGGUCCCAAAGGAACUAUGACGUCACCAUCCUUUGUGAUCAAGGGAGACAAGAUGAGGUUCUUGAUUGGAGGAGGCUGUGACAUGGCAACUGAACGUGUGGAGCUGGUGGUCGAUGGAAAAGCUGUUGCCAAAGCGACUGGGAAGUGCAAUGAAACAAUGGCACCCCAUGUUUGGAGUCUCGACAAAUCAUUAAAGGGAAAAACAGCCCGCCUGCGAUUGGUUGACAAUAGAAGUAGUGGUUGGGGUCAUAUCAACUUCGAUCACUUUGAGAUGUUUGUUAGCGAUUAAUCCCAAACGACUGCGAACUGAAAUUUUAUUCAUGCCCCCAAUCAGACCAACAAAGACAGACCUUUUUCAAAUUUUCAAAUUGAAUUGUACUUGAUUAAUUCAAAAUAACUUUUGCUGACCUAUAUUGUAAUAUUACUUUAACUUUUUCAUGAUUUACAACUCACUUUAAACUUUCUUAUAAACAGUAGUUACUGUUUUUAAAUCUAUUUACAAUUUGAGCUUUGCAGAUCUUUUAAAAAUUGUACAUUUUACAAAUAUUUGUUUAAAGCUUUUGUAGUUUCCAAACUUUUGACUAUCUUUAAUUUCGUUCAAACAAUGCCUUGUGCGUGCGCUAUAGACUCUGGACUAAUCCCUUCAAUUACUUGUGAUCAUAAACCUUGUGYUGUCAUGCGUACUUCAAAUCUGCUUUCUUAAGGACCUUGAACAAUCCUAUAAAUAAAGUGCGAAUGACAUCGAC